UGAGCGCAGACAGAAUGGGGCCCAGGAGCCCAGGCGGGACCGUUCCUGCACCAGGUACCCAGGGAAGGCAGAGGUUAGAGCUACCUCGCUCAAGAUGAGCGGCACGAACGCGUGCCGUGGGGCAGGGUGCAGCGAAGCCCGAGGGCUUGGCAGCAGAAAGCGGGGCCCCGGCGGUGGCACUGGCCGGUGCCGCUUGCAGCAAACUCACACAGGGGCGGAGGGGAGCCGCGGGUCCGAGGACAUCGGGGCAGAUCUGAGCCGGUUUUGCUCCCGGCCAACGGGAAUCCCCAAGCGAUGGGAAGGAAACAGCUCAGAAACCUGGCUAGGGAAACGCUGCAGGGCUCUUUGUGCGCGCGGGCACUGUAAACGAAAGACUGCGCGCUGCCAAAGUGGACAGGGAGCUCGUCACUUGUCCCUGCUGUGGAGCACGUCCCCAUAAGCUCCCACAGGAGGCCUGGGGCCACGGGGACGUGUCGGAGAGCAAUCACCCAGGGAACGUGAGUAGGGGGGAGAGCAAACCCGAGAAAGGCUCAAGUAACACCUCCAUUUCCCUUUUAGACACGAGCUGGUUCUGCCGGUGGCCGUGGAGCGGCGGAGAUGGCAGAGAACCACAGCUGGUGGAAGCUGACCUUCCUGAGGAAGCACAAAUCCAUGCCCAAGGUGCUGUACGAGAGCCCGGACAUCUACGCCAGCGAGACCCAGGAGGACUCAGGCGGUGAAGGGCCGCCCGACUUCACUACCCGCCUGGAGAAGAUCGUGGAUAAGAACACCAAGGGCAAACACGUAAAGGUCUCCAACUCGGGCCGCUUCAAGGAGAAGAAGAAAGUGCGGGCCACGCUGGCCGAGAACCCCAACCUCUGCGCGGCCGGUGAGCGGGAGGAGAAAUGAAGCUGCGACAGGGCGUGUGGAAGGGGGCAAAGACCCAGAGGACUGAUGCCCUCCUGCCGCAACCACGGACUCCCAAACCCAGCUUGACUCAGUCCCCUCUGCGGACGAUGGACCGAGCGGGGCAGGGGCUUGCGCUGCGGGGCUGGCAGGCCUCAUCCCGCCGGGCGCUUAGGGAGGAAAAACGACUUGGAUUGGAUUUUAUUUAAGGGAAUAAUAACCCUAUUUAAACCCAGGCCCACGGAGUGAUCGCUGUGGGCUCACAGCACUACAAGGGCAAGAGGACCGGGCGGAGGGACGUGGCUUCUCGCGGCGCAGGGAACGAGGAGAGCGAGCCGGUCGCAGCAGGCAGCCGCGCUGCAACGGGCCGAGCCGGCGAGCAGAGCCGGGAGCGGCCGGGCAGGCGCCCACAGCUAAAGCUGGGGGUUCGCUGCCGUGUCCCCAAGCAGAGCAGAUGCAGGCGACACAUCCUCUAGGACAGGACAGUCUAACCGGUUCAUGCUGGGAUGAGGACACUAAUCCCAGCUUGGCCACUUGCUGUGUGCCACCCCAGCUCUGCCCGGGGUCGCCCCCGGGUGUGACGGCUCCGGUUCCCCUCCUGG
Messenger RNA from Struthio camelus australis, 1487 nucleotides. NCBI's taxonomy places the organism in Eukaryota, Metazoa, Chordata, Aves, Struthioniformes, Struthionidae. The record is from RefSeq and is a predicted model, not a curated record.